AUGGCGAGUUGUGCGAAAACCCUGAAGCGGGUGACGCAGGAGCUGGGCAGGAACAAUCCGGCCAUCAUCUAUGACAAUGUCAAUGUCGAUGCAGUCAUUCCAAAGAUCAGGAUCCUCUCCUUCCUCUGCUCGGGCCAGAUCUGCAUGAUGGUCAAGCGGCUGUACGUCCACGAGGAGAUCUACGACAAGUUUGGGGAGAAACUCAUGGCCUUUAUAGAGUUGCUCAAAGUCAGCAACAGCACUGAGGCCGACGUCUUUUUCGGCCCUGUGCAGAUCAGCAUGUAG
Molecule: messenger RNA, 285 nt
Organism: Aspergillus udagawae
Lineage: Eukaryota; Fungi; Ascomycota; Eurotiomycetes; Eurotiales; Aspergillaceae
Exons: 2
Coding region: 1-285 (94 amino acids)
Molecular function (GO): aldehyde dehydrogenase (NAD+) activity
Source: RefSeq, a predicted model, not a curated record